Molecule: messenger RNA, 927 nt
Organism: Arachis duranensis
Lineage: Eukaryota; Viridiplantae; Streptophyta; Magnoliopsida; Fabales; Fabaceae
Exons: 4
Coding region: 1-927 (308 amino acids)
Source: RefSeq, a predicted model, not a curated record
AUGGAAGAUUUUUGUGAGCGGCUCCAAGAUUCCAACAAAGACAAUGUUGAUGGAGUGGUGACUCCAAAAGAGAAAACUAAAUGGAAUGAUGAUGACAAAAAGAAAGUGGAGUUGAAUGCUAAAUCCAUUAACCUUCUACACUACGCUAUCAACUUUGAGGAGUACCGAAAGGUGUCUAGAUGCAAGACUGACAAAGAAAUCAGAAAUCAAGUUCAGGGCAAAGAAGGAGAAUCCAAAAAUCAAGAGAAAGAAAUUUCUGGGCCAUCUGAAUCUGAUAAAGCUGCUGCAAGAGAUUCUGCAGGAGACAAUUCUAUUUCGUCUCAUGAAUCUGGCAAAAUUUCCGACAAUACAACUUUUUUGGAUCCUACAGUGACCGAAACUACUCCUAAGUCUACAAGAUUCCGUGAGUGGAGAUUCUUAAAGAAUUAUCUACAUGAAUUUGUCAUUAGGGAUGUUUCUCAAGGUGUUAAGACACGUUCCUCUACAAGAAAAGUUAUGGAGGAAGAGCUUGGUGAAUUUGAAAAGAACCAAGUUUGGACACUUGUUUCAAAGCCAAUUGGAAAGAAAGUGACUGGAACCAAGUGGAUAUUUAGGAACAAAUUAGGAGAAGAUGGUAGCAUUGCUAGAAACAAAGCAAGACUAGUGGUGCAAGGAUAUGAUCAAGAGGAAGGGAUAGACUUUGAUGAAUCCUUUGCCCCUGUUGCCCGAAUGAAAGCCAUAAGACUUCUUCUAGCCUAUGCUGCUCAUUGUGGUUUCAAAUUGUAUCAAAUAGAUGUGAAAUGUGCAUUUCUAAAUGGCGUAAUUGAUAGAGAAGUGUAUGUAGUACAACCACCUGGUUUUGAAAAUAAGAAAUUUUCUAAUCAUGUCUUCAAACUCUCAAAAGCCCUUUAUGGGUUGAGACAAGCUCCUAGGGCUUGGUGUGGGUGA